This is a messenger RNA of Acaulospora colombiana, 596 nucleotides long. NCBI's taxonomy places the organism in Eukaryota, Fungi, Glomeromycota, Glomeromycetes, Diversisporales, Acaulosporaceae. The record is from the annotation of a GenBank genome assembly.
UGUCGGCCAUCACCCCUUCGAACGCGUCCAUUAUCCCGGAAUAUAUUCUUCAACACACAAGACAUCUUGCUAGUGAUCCAGAUGUCAUGGUUCGAUGUGUGUAUGCACAGUGUCUUGUUCCUUUGACAGAGAUUGGUGCCCUAUUUCUGGAAAUGUCGCAUGCCCUUAAAGCCCAUGGUACUAGAAGAACAGGCACAGAUUGGGAAGCUCAAGAGGAGUCCUAUGAUUCUGCUCUUGCUGAGCUCCAAUCACUUAUUCAAGAACAACUCGUCACUCUCCUAGUGGACAAAUCAUCUGUUGUCAAGCGAACAGUUUUGAACAACACAUCCAAUACUGAAGAAACAGUGGUGGCAAAGGUCCUACAAGCUCUUACUGAGCUUUCUGGCUUUGGAUUGUUCCAAAAGAUGAGAAUAUGGGAAUUAAUGAGUGCGGUCUUUGGAUUCCUGUACCAUCCAAAUGUUUGGAUACGACAAGCUGCUCGCCAAUUACCAAAAACGGACGUUUGGUGUAUCCUAUAUCCAUCAUUGAAAUAUUUCCUCAAAUCAGAAGUGAAGGAUCUUGAUGAAGAGACGCUCCUAACAUGCGUCAAACCUCCG